AUGUUCUCGGCUCGUCUUUUUGUACUUGUGGGCAAGGUCAAGGCGUCUACGCCGAACGCUAGGCCUAGCCGGCGCAGCAGCUGCGCGCCGCCGACAGACGGCUUGCCACGUAUACGGACUUUUCCCAAGGAAGCGGCACAAGCCGACGAACGUGACUCAAGAAUGAGUGUGCAAUUGAUGGGGGAAGACAUUUCCCCCGACGAAAUUACCGAAGAAGCCGGAUGGAAGACCGCCGGAGCGCGGCAGUCGAGACCCCGAAACCGCGGGGAGAACCAGACGCACGACAUCGACGCAAGAACGGACACGCUCGGCACCGGCCAGCAAGUUACUAAACCCAAGUAUAUCAAAGGAAAGGUCAUGAAGGCGGGACGCAUGCCCAGACUACCGAAGGAUGAAAUCAAGAUCGUGGUUUCACCGCAGGGCGGCCUCGACAUCGUUAAGGUCGGCGCCCCGACAGUCACCGCCGCCAUCUUCGCGGCCGCCGGUAUAACUGGAGAAGAAAGCGCGGAAGACACCGUCCGUCCGAACUCACAUCAGAACAACGUCGUUGUCAGCACUCCAAAACUAUCGAACGCGGACCGCUACGCCAAAAUGCGGCAAAUUCAGAUCAAAGGGAAAGCGCACGAAGUCAACGCGUACGAAACGGCACCCGAUAAUACAACGAAAGGAGUGAUUCGAGGCAUCCCCAUUGAGGACGGACCCCAAGUGCUGGACAAGAACAUCGUAAACCAGAGAAACCCACUGGCACUGGCGGCCAAACGCAUCGGAACUACGACCACGGUAGUCAUCGCGUUCGACGGACUCAAGGUACCCAACUUCGUCAGGUACGGCGCAACACUAAUCCCUUGCAAGUUGUAUCGCAAGCAGAUUGAUAUCUGCUAUCAAUGCGGUCGCCUCGGCCACCGCAUGGACGUUUGCCCAAAUCCCGCCAACCGCAUCUGCCGGGGCUGCGGCCUCCGCAACCCCGACCAAGGACAUCAAUGCUCGCCCAAGUGUAACCUGUGUGGCGGUGCUCACAUGACCGCCGACAAAGCCUGCAACGCAAGGUACAAGACUUCGUACGUGAUUCGCAGACGACGAUGGGAGCGCCAAAACGCAAAUAACCAACUGACGCAGGAAGACUUCCCGCCCAUCCAGCCGACCAGACGCAGAUCCAGGUCGCGAUCGCCUAGCCGGUCCCGGUCUCGCAGCAGGCAAAAACACAGCCGUGCUCCGACGAGAUCCAGGUCCAGGACACCAGCUCCCGUAGACAAGGUGAGCUGGGCGGACACGGUCCGGGGCACCGCGCGGGAGGGGGUCGGCAAAGCACCUGAAGUCCCAGAGCACAAUCAAAAGGCCGAUAACGGCGUCUUAGAGGCGCUAAGGAAAGCGAACGUGGUAAUGCGCGAACUAGUCCAAAAGCUAAUGCAAGAGAUGCGAGAACUCAGACGCGAGCGCGCCGCGGCAGAUCAAAAUAAACAGAGCGCACAACCCCCGGUGCCGGCGAGCGUUCCUGACGCGGACGCACCGGCCCCGAAAAAACGGGCGAUACAACAACAAACGCACGAGGGAGGUUUCGAGAGCCAGGUACGAGCGGAAAUUACUGACAUCAAGAGAAUGCUAUGCACCAUGCAAAGUACCAUUGAGACCCUUCACGCAACAGUCCUUGGGCUCGCAAACAGGACCACUAACCUCGAGGAAAACGUGCAGAUGAUAUUGAAUCACUCCGUAUUCACGUAAAGCGGACACGUAACGGCGAGCA
Messenger RNA from Dermacentor silvarum, 1741 nucleotides. RefSeq lists its product as uncharacterized. Lineage: Eukaryota; Metazoa; Arthropoda; Arachnida; Ixodida; Ixodidae. Gene Ontology annotation, molecular function: zinc ion binding; nucleic acid binding. The record is from RefSeq and is a predicted model, not a curated record.